Messenger RNA from Macrosiphum euphorbiae (potato aphid), 651 nucleotides. The record is from the annotation of a GenBank genome assembly. NCBI's taxonomy places the organism in Eukaryota, Metazoa, Arthropoda, Insecta, Hemiptera, Aphididae.
AUGUCAAUCAAGAAUUUUUUUGAGUUAUCGUUAUUGAAUAAAAACAAACUCACAUGCAUGAUUGAAGCUGAUAAAAUCGAUUUAUUGGAAAACAUGAAGAAAUUUGAAGAAAUGUUGAAGGAUACAUCGCAGAUCGACAAUUUUCUGUUGGAAAAACAAAUCAAUACAUGUUUCGAAUUGCAGUGCAAAAUCGAAGAUUAUUCGGAAAAACUCGAGGAAUUAGAGGACGAUUACUCGGAUUCGCCAAACACUCUGAUUGAUUUUAUUUCAAACAUUCCUAACGUAGUGAACGAUUUGGGACCCGAAUCAUUGGUUGUGGUUACGUCUGAGAAAGUCGGCAUGAAAUACGUACAAUUAUUGCAUGAUUCAGUCAUGAAGAACGUUAUCAUCACUACUAUCAGGGCGCUGACGGCGGGCGAAGUGGAUGUGACUCUGGGAAACGUGAAGACCGCUCUUCUGGAUGGGUCCGAAGCAGAAUACCGGAAGUUCGUAGGCAGCGAAGCCGUCCGGUUGGUCAUAGCAGACCACGUGCCGGCUGACCGGCUGUUUCGCGUGUGGGGCGACGUUCACCGUGACCAGUGUUUCGCGACGAUUAAAAUGAAUCCUAUUGAUGGCGAUGGUAAUGACGCUGAAAACAAGAACAUAUUAUAA